AUGGAGUCGACGCUUUGUGUCGAUCAGGACGUGAAGGAAGACGAGUAUGACGCGCUCAACGACGAGACAUUUGGAGACGCGGGAAUCGACGACGCCUGGGAAGAGAACCAUGAUGUUCUCGCGGCCCAACUCGAGGAAACCAUCAAGUCGCAGCAGCAUAACGCCCAACAUAUUGAGGACAUCGUCAACACUUCAAUCUCCCAGCUCGGAUUGGACGAGGAAGUCAGGAACUUCGCGUCUCAGCCCCCCGCUGCGGCCUUCACGCAGCAGCGAUCGGGCUAUCCUCCACCAGCGCUUGCGGGACAUGUUAGCGCUGUCCCGUUGCCAGGACAUCCUGUCACGCCUCAAUCAAUGCCACCUCAGAAGCUGCUGAGCUUGAUACAGGGUCCGCACCAGGCAGUUUUACAAGCACGAACCCUGAUUCGGACUCCGAUGAUUCCACCCAUGGUGGUCAGUGCCGAGCAACUGGAGAAACAAAUGCUCGAGGAGAGCCGGCGAUCCCAACCACCCGCACCGCCACCACCCCAGGUGAAAACUUUGGAAGAACUCGAGUCUGAAAUGUUCCUCCAACAGCAAGGUAAACAACGGACGAAAGCUCUUCCAGCGCAACAGCGGCAGCCAUCGCCACCACCACAAAAAAACCAACAGAAUCUUGUACGAGCUCACCAGCCGUUGCCGCAGAACCUCCCGCCGCUACAGCAGCUGCAACAACAACCCCGGAUCCUCCGGCAGGCCCAUCCGCAACAUCUCCAGCAGAUGCCGCACUUACAACAGUUUCAACAACAGCAGCAAGCGCAGCAGCACUUGCAGUUGAUGCAACAGAUAGGGCAGCUCGACAGAAAGCCUUUGAAUACAGAACCUCAUCUGAGUAAUCCUUCUGUGCUGCAACCGAUCGCUGACCCCUCGCAGGCUCCCGCUCCUAACGGAUUUCGGCAAUCCAGAAAUCCACCCGCAGGAGCCUUCCCUCCACCACCGCAGAAUUUCAACGAACGGUUCUCGGAUUUCCAGAAUAUCCCUCCCGCCAUGAACAGUGCCCCCAUGGGGAGCCGUUUCCGUUUCCCCCAAGGACACCCCGCCCUUGUCUCGAGUCAUUAUCAACGAGGUCCGGACUUUCGCGAUCAGCGUUUCCGGGAUCAAGGACCGCGAGAUUAUCGACGGGACGAUGGGAGGUACUCUGAGCAACGAGGGGAGAACUGGCACGGCAACGCUCAUUCGCCGAAUGAUUUCCACGAGCGGAACGCGGGUCGGUACAACAAACGCGACGUGGAGACAUUUGGUUUCGACGCUGUCCACGAGCUCCAGCAGGAACAGGAAACCAAAGCCGUUCCCCGAUCGGACGACCCUUAUUGCGGGCUAAUGGCCGAAAGGGAGAAAGAAUUCGUCAUUCGGGUUCAGAUGCUUUCGUUGAAUAUGCAAUGUCCUCAAGAGCAAGACUAUUACUACCUGGAAUUCAUGAAACGCAAAAGCCAGGGAAAAGCUGUUUGUAGGAACAAAUUAUUGACGCAACGCAUCCAGCGAACAGUAGACAGCCCUCGUGAACCGCAGCAGUUUGAGAACUCCUUGGGCAAACUUCACUCGUCGACCGCGCAUGCGCCCAAGAAGAUCCUUGAUAUGGCCGGAUCGCGAAAACUCGACGAUGGUGACGGCAGGACCGUUCCUGCCAAUACCGAUCUCUUGCUGUUCCGGAAACUUCUCAUGGACACCGAGAGAGGAUUCAGCCUUGUUCUGAAGAUUGAGGACCCCGAAGUGUUGACAAGUUACGAGGAGAAGAUUCUGGCUGCUCAGGACCUCGUUAAAAGACUGGGCCCCGCGCCCGAAUAUCUCCUGGGGAUUCGGAAGGGACGUCUCCUCGUUCUGAGGAGUAUCGGAGCCUUGUGGCGGCUCGGUGGCCACAGAGAAUUUUGUAUUCGAUUACUUUUUUCACUUUUUGACCAUCUCGAGCUCAUUCUCGUGAGGCAACGAGGUCUUGGGGAUGCGGUGUUCAUCGAGAAAUUAGAUAUUAUCGACGACGUUUUGAGGGAAUGCCAGCCGGAGGACAUUGAAAAGCUUCAGAACUGUAUGAAGAAAUACGAAGUGCCGGGAAACGAUGUUGGUCAGUGGAUUUUGGCCGGAGAGCUCGGUCAAAUGAUCACCGAGAAGCUGCGAGAAGCCGCAAGUCGACGAUGAGGGACUCUCGUGGGAAACCGUUCGCAGUUGACUCUUUCUGUUGAUCUAAGAAUGAAUUUCAUAUUUUCCAAUUAUUCCGACAGUGCGUUCGCCCCCAACAUUUGCUUCUAGGCGUUCGGAUUGUCACCAAUUUUUAAGUUAAGGAACAUUGUGCUCAUCGAAGAUAUACAUAGAAAUGAAGCUGAUCAAGCGUUUCUCCCAUCAGUAAUGAAAGCAAUGGCUCACAUGCCCACGGUCCCCGUUGGAGUUGACCAGAAAGCAGAAGAGGAAAAUGCGAACUCAUCGUUUUGUGAAAAGAACUCCUUCCAGUAAUAAAUCAAUACCUGACAU
Molecule: messenger RNA, 2496 nt
Organism: Galendromus occidentalis (western predatory mite)
Lineage: Eukaryota; Metazoa; Arthropoda; Arachnida; Mesostigmata; Phytoseiidae
Product: protein PAT1 homolog 1
Exons: 2
Coding region: 1-2166 (721 amino acids)
Biological process (GO): P-body assembly; deadenylation-dependent decapping of nuclear-transcribed mRNA
Cellular component (GO): P-body
Molecular function (GO): RNA binding
Source: RefSeq, a predicted model, not a curated record